AUUUGGCCAUUUUCAUUAGGGAUCCAGACUCAUGCAUGGACUGCUGUGCCCUUCAUUGUCUCUAACCCAAGAUUGUCCUUCUGUGGCAGGGUAUUUUGGUGUGAAGCCUGUGCUAAUCACCUGGUUAGAAGGAGGAGUCCUGGGGAGGCUGCCACGAAGCCUGUUCGCCGCUGAGCUCAAGCCGGAAAUCCAUCCUUGUCCCUUCUGCUCUCUCACCUUCUCCAGUCAUAACUUCCUCAGUCAUCACAUGAAACAAAGUCAUCCCUCUUGGAUCCUCCUGGGAACGUCUGCAAGAAAGCACCCUCAAUCAGAGAAUUCCUAUCCACAUGAUGAGAACAGAUGUAGGCAGCAUUCUGAUCCAUAUGACAAACCAAAGAAUGGCAUACUUGAAAGUCAAAAGCACAAAGAAAGCUCUAUACGUUCGACUAAUGGUAGGAAGCAUAGAAGAAUUUCAACAGCCUUUUCUAAACUACUUAGUGGUCAAAUAGAUAACUCUAGUAAACAGAUGACAAUGGAGGAAGACAUUAACACAGACCUGAAAGAAAAUCCAAAGGACAUUGUUGGAGUAGUUCCAGGGAUAGACUUGCCAAUAACUUUAAGAGACAAGUAUGUAAGGCUUGGGCAAGGCUCCUGUGAUGGAUCAAAUCUUAUCGCACAUCAAAUGACUCACACAGGGGAGAAACCCCAUGUUUGCAGGGAGUGUGGUCAAGGCUUCAGUGUGAAAUCAAAUCUCAUCAGACACCAGACGACACACACAGGGGAGAAGCCCCAUGUUUGCAAGGAGUGUGGACGAGGCUUUAGUCAAAAGUCACAUCUCAUCACUCACCAGAGGACACACACGGGGGAGAAGCCCUAUUCUUGCAGAGAGUGUGGGCGAGGCUUCAAUCUGAAGUCAAAUCUCACCAAACACCAGAGGACACACACAGGGGAGAAACCCUAUAUUUGCAGGGAGUGUGGACACGGAUUUACUUGGAGUAAAAGUCUCAUCACACACCAGAGGACACACACGGGGGAGAAGCCCUACGUUUGCAGAGAGUGUGGGCGAGGCUUUGCUCGAAGGCCACAUCUUACUGCACACCUGAGGACACACACAGGGGAGAAGCCCUAUGUUUGCAGAGAGUGUGGCCGAGGCUUUGCUCGAAGGUCACACCUUACUUCACACCAGACCAGACGACACACAUAUGGGAAAAGCCCUAUGUUUGCAGGGAGUGUGGGUAAGGCUUUGGAUGGAAGUUAA
Molecule: messenger RNA, 1237 nt
Organism: Suncus etruscus (white-toothed pygmy shrew)
Lineage: Eukaryota; Metazoa; Chordata; Mammalia; Eulipotyphla; Soricidae
Product: histone-lysine N-methyltransferase PRDM9-like
Exons: 2
Coding region: 32-1237 (401 amino acids)
Biological process (GO): regulation of transcription by RNA polymerase II
Cellular component (GO): nucleus
Molecular function (GO): RNA polymerase II cis-regulatory region sequence-specific DNA binding; DNA-binding transcription activator activity, RNA polymerase II-specific; zinc ion binding
Source: RefSeq, a predicted model, not a curated record